CCGCGGUGUCCGCCGGUCAGACCGGGCUCUCUCUCUCGCUCUCUGUCGAACAAGAUGGCGGCCACAGCGCCCGGGGAUCCCGGGACCCAGCUCCCGCCUCACCGAGCGGCCCCGGCCCGGAUCGGGUACUACGAGAUAGAGAGGACUAUCGGCAAGGGGAACUUCGCGGUGGUGAAGCUGGCCACGCACAUCGUGACCCGGGCAAAGGUUGCAAUCAAGAUAAUUGACAAGACUAAGUUAGAUGAGGAAAACCUAAAGAAGAUAUUCCGGGAAGUGCAAAUUAUGAAGAUGCUGUGUCACCCCCACAUUAUCCGCCUUUACCAGGUGAUGGAAACCGAAAGAAUGAUCUAUCUGGUGACAGAGUACGCAAGUGGAGGGGAAAUAUUUGAUCACCUGGUUGCACAUGGACGUAUGGCUGAGAAGGAAGCCCGUAGGAAAUUUAAACAGAUUGUGGCUGCCGUUCAUUUCUGUCACUGUAGAAACAUUGUACAUAGAGAUCUAAAAGCUGAAAACCUGUUGCUGGAUGCAAACCUCAACAUCAAGAUCGCAGACUUUGGAUUCAGCAACCGGUUUACCCCUGGACAGCUUUUGAAGACCUGGUGUGGGAGUCCUCCCUAUGCUGCCCCGGAGCUUUUUGAAGGGAAAGAGUAUGACGGACCCAAGGUUGAUAUCUGGAGUUUGGGAGUUGUCCUGUAUGUGCUGGUCUGCGGAGCACUUCCUUUUGAUGGGAGCACCUUACAGAAUCUCCGUGCGCGGGUCUUAAGUGGGAAAUUUCGUAUCCCUUUCUUCAUGUCCACAGAAUGUGAGCACCUGAUCCGACACAUGCUGGUUUUGGAGCCCAGUAAGCGUCUCUCCAUGGAGCAGAUCUGCAAACACAAGUGGAUGUGCCAUGGCGAGCAGGACCUUGAGUUUGAAAGACUAAUAGCAGAGUGCCAGAAUGUCAAACUCGAGAGACAGAGGGAGCCUUUGAAUGAGCAAGUCCUGCUUACCAUGGCUGAAAUGGGUUUGGACAAGGAACGUACUCUGCAGUCUUUAAGAACAGACGCCUAUGAUCACUACAGCGCUAUCUACAGUUUACUUUGUGACCGUCUGAAACGUCAUAAGACUCUUCGCCUCCCGGGUACCCCUCCUUGUAUACCUCGCCCAGUGUCCUUCCCAGCUCUACCAGUUCAGGUGGAAGACACUGGUAGUGCAGUAAGUAUGAAUGUUCCUCAAGUUCAACUCAUCAACCCUGAGAACCAGAUUGUUGAGACUAAUGGCACUAUGAACUUGGAUAGCGAUGAAGGGGAAGAGCCUUCUCCAGAAGCGUUGGCUCGCUAUCUCUCCAUGAGGAGGCACACUGUGGGCGUGCCAGACACCCACACUGAAGGGGGAGCUGAAGAGCUACAGAAGAUGAUUCCUGGGUUCCCAAGGAUCACUCCUCAGACUCCAUUCCUACCAGUGACUCAGAAUGCCAAUGUUAUGCACACGUUGCUUCCCAUGCCACCCGGCUGCCAUCUCGAAUACAAGGAGCAGUCUCUUCUUCAGCCACCAACGCUACAGCUUUUGAAUGGGAUGGGUCCCCUUGGUCGCCGAGCAUCAGAUGGAGGCGCUAACAUACAGUUACAUGCUCAACAGCUUUUGAAAAGGCCACGUGGACCAUCUCCCUUGGUCACUAUGACAACUGCUGUACCUGCUGUUACCCCGGUAGAUGAGGAGAGUUCAGAUGGGGAACCUGAUCAGGAGGCUGUGCAGAGAUAUCUUGCCAAUCGCAGCAAGAGGCACACAUUGGCAAUGACUAGUCCGACUGCAGAGAUCCCUGCUGAUCUUCAGCGUCAACUGGGACAGCAACAAUCCUUUCGAAAUAGAGCUUGGCCUCCCCACCUUGCAGCUGACCCCCACCGAUCCAUGUAUAAAGACUCAAAUACCCUUCAUCUUCCCGCUGAGCGUUUCUCUCCCGUGCGCAGGUUCUCUGACGGUGCUGCCACAAUACAAGCUUUCAAAGCUCACCUGGAGAAAAUGGGCAACCAUAACAGCAGCAUCAAACAGUUACAGCAGGAGUGUGAGCAGCUGCAGAAAAUGUAUGGUAUACAUAUGGAUGAGAGGACACUGGAACAUACACAGCAGCAGCACAUUAUGUAUCAGCAAGAACAUCAGCAGCACUUUCUGCAGCAGCAUCUCCAGGACUGUAUCUGCCCCCCACAGCCGUCACCCCCUCUACAGACCUCAACCGUGGCACCAGCCUGUGAAAAUCAGCCAGCUCUGCUUACCCACCAGCUUCAGAGGUUGCGAAUUCAGCCUUCCAGUCCUCCCCCAAAUCCAACCAGCAAUCACCUUUUUAGGCAGCCAAACAGCAGCCCUCCACCGUCCUCCAGUGCCAUGCUCCAGACUCAUGGGGCCUCAACUUCUACUCCAUAUCAGGGGAUGCCUCCUCACAGUGCUAUCUAUCAGCCUUCUAGCAGUGGCUCUCCCCCUCCAAACAUGCCACUGCCUCGGAUGAAUAUCCAGCCGCAGAGCCAACAGUCUGCACAGCAAGUUACCAUCCAAGUUCAGGAGCCAUCAGAUAUGCCAGGAUCCUCCCGGGGUGUGCCAAUCAAUCCUUGUGCCAACCAUAUACAGAUGCAGCAGCGAGCUACGUUCAUGGCAUCUUUGGGCUGUUACAGUCACAGACCCUUGUCCAAGCAGCUGAGUGCAGACAGUGCUGAAGUGCACAGUCUGAACGUGGGCCGCUUCUCCCCUUCCACAAACUAUGACCAGACCCACCUCCACCCUCACGUAUUCCCAGAUCAGCCUCGGCCUCCUCCUGUCGGGUACACUUCCACAGCAAGCACAGGAUACAAUACUUCUGGUGGCACAGGGUACCAGCAGGUCAUGAAGGUACCUCAAAUGGAGCAGUAUCCUGGUUUCCCUGCCACCCCCCAGCAGAACUACAAUCCCUCAAGUCUGCAACAGGCUUUACUAUCCCCCACCCCUGCCACCUAUACCAGGCAUCACCAGCAGUUGCCUCACAUGUUACAGGGUCUACUCUCCCCUCGUCAUUCUCUGACUGGCCAUGGAGAUGUACGCCUGCCCCCUGCUGACUUCAUGCAGCUUCUCAAACAGCACCAGCAACAGCAGCAAGAGUUGAAUGAACUUUUUAACCAGCACCUGAGCCAAGGUGAUGCUGGGAACAUUUCCUACCAGAGCUCACCUGAGCCCUUCCACCACCUCCUUCAAAUCCGAGCACAGGAAUGUAUCCAUCCAGCUCCAACUGUUCCCUCAUCAUCCAGGUACCACCCAGCCAUGCUGCACUCCGAGAGCAUGGAGGAGGACAACUCUGGAGAUGGACAUGGGGUGGGCGAGGGAGAAACUGUCAGACCCCUGGUGAAGCCCUGCCAGGAGACUGGACAUGGAGAUACAGAAUCUAUGUUGGGGACAAUGACAAUUAGGGAGCAGGAGCUGGGAACACAGCAGUACCAGUCGCAGACCUACAGCCGGACCAAGCCUACCAGCAGAGAACCUUCCGUGAAAUGCAUGGACAGGGUCUCUCCAACACAAGUCAUGGAUGUUCCGGACCACAAUGGAGUUCCCUACCCCCCCAGGGGCCCACCCAGUGAGCACUCACGUUCCAGGAUGCUUCAGCGACACCACACCAUUCAGACUAGCGACGAUGCCUACGUGCAGUUAGAUAAUUUAGCGGGAAUGAGUUUAAUGGCAGGUAAAGCUCUAAGUUCGGCUCGUAUGGCGGAUGCUGUUCUAAGUCAGUCUUCGCUCAUGGGGAGCCAGCAGCUCCAGGAUAACGAAGGCGAGGACUGGGGUAGCCAGCAGCUCCUGGAUGGAGAAAACAAGGAUUGUGAGAGAAAUCCUGAAGCAACAGACCUGUCUGUGAUGGGUGACAAUGGACAGCAUAUCCCCAAUUCCUGCUACCCCAGCACCCUGCUGUUGGGAUAUAAGCACACAGAUAUGAACUUCAGCAUGGAGCAAGCGGGAGUGUGAGGAGAGGUUAUCUGUCAAGACAUAGAGGGUCCCAUCUUCUGAACACCAACAGUAUCUGCAGCUUUGGAGCCAAACUUCAACCGUAUUCCUUCCAACUGACCCCGGUGCCGCUCCAUUCCCCACAGACUUAUUCUGGAAGUCGUCAUGCCCUUUCCCCCCAUUAUGGUUCUUAUUUUGUUACUCUGUAAACCCACACCUUCUAAACAAGAAUCGGGGCUGCCACAAAAAGGGGAAGAGUGAAUGGUGGGGAGAUGUUGUUUUAUUUUGUAAACAUGAAUCAGACUAUGAGGUUCUGCCCAUGUAGACAGAGGAGGGAAGGAGAAUGUGAGUUUUCUUUGCAGGAAAGCAACAGGGAAAGUUAGGGUAAUGGAGUAUUUGGUUAUUUUCAAAUAUUGAAAUACCAGCAAAAGAAUCCCAUUCAGAAAUAUGGCAGAAGAACUGGCAAGAGGCUUUUGCCCCAUCCGUUAGUGUAUCUGCUGACAUAGCUGGUACUUGCGCUGGUUCUGAUGGGAGAAUCUGGCGUCUGCGGAAGGCUACUUGACAGGAAAUGUGGUUGUCUGAAGAUGGGCUGGCAGGAGAAGUUGGCUGUUAAGGUUGAGGGUUGGUAAUGAGGAGAGUGUGUGUAUGCCAUAGUCGAUCCUUUAAUGACCUGCUUUCUCUUAGUUUUUGAGACAUAACAAAGACACUACACUGGCCAGUAACUUAAUCUAUGAACGUCACACAAACCCCUUUUUUUGUAAUUUGCACUAUUUUUUUAUUGAGAGUCUAAAUAGCUGUAGCAUUAGCAGAGACUUCAAUUCAUUCUUGUUGAGUGAAGGGAAAGCCAAAGAAUAGAAAGAAUCCUCUACAAGGAGGGCACAUAGAUUUAUCAUUUAUCUCUGAAUUUCGCUGUACAUAUAUUAUCCAGAUGUUUUCACUUUUUAGGGUAGUAAUGUAAGGGUAACUCAAUCUGUCAAAUGUUCACUAAAGGGAGAGACUCCUUUCCUAAUUUCAAGGUAUAUGUCCAGGUAUAAUUCCAGUCUUCAAAUAAUACUAAGGGCUUGGAUUCCAGCAGUUAUCCGUGGCAUUUUACAUAAAGUGGUGCUAUUUUUUAUUUUUUUUUAGGGGUGGCAUGGAAGACCAAAAUGGACUAUAGAAAGAUCAAUCUAUGUUCUGAUGGGCUAUUAAGUAAACUCCAACCAUUAUGGGGCUAUACUCAAACCCCCUUUCUUACAUACACCAUCUUCUUCCACCCCUGCCCUUAGGGUUAUUUACCAGAAAUGUAUUGCUUUGUUGUCAUAACAACGUUGUUCUUAAAGACCAAUGUCCUACUUGCUUGGUAACAGCAGGGCAAUGUGGACAUGCUAAUGAUGCUUUUGUAGGUUUUGCACAAGAUUGUCAUGGCUGCAAAGAAAUGUCAUUUGUCCAUAAGGUUUUAAUUUAAAAUUUUAAGGUGGUGUCACUACUGUUUCUCUACCUAUAAGGCACCGGAGUUGCAAAUUGUGCACUAGUUAGACGUAGCUGUGUAUGAAUGACUGGUCCACUUCUAGAGAUUUACUGCAUUUAACCUUUAGUUCCCGUCCGAGAUGAUUUAUAUAUAUAUAUAGCGCCUGUAAUACAAAGCUUUAAAACAUAUUUCCUUCCUUUCAGAGAUCGAAUUAAUGUUUUAUAAGUCAG
Molecule: messenger RNA, 5610 nt
Organism: Pelobates fuscus (common spadefoot toad)
Lineage: Eukaryota; Metazoa; Chordata; Amphibia; Anura; Pelobatidae
Gene: SIK3
Product: SIK family kinase 3
Exons: 26
Coding region: 55-3954 (1299 amino acids)
Biological process (GO): intracellular signal transduction; protein phosphorylation
Cellular component (GO): cytoplasm
Molecular function (GO): protein serine/threonine kinase activity; ATP binding
Source: RefSeq, a predicted model, not a curated record